Prorocentrum cordatum is the source of this 2478-nucleotide messenger RNA. The record is from the annotation of a GenBank genome assembly. NCBI's taxonomy places the organism in Eukaryota, Dinophyceae, Prorocentrales, Prorocentraceae.
AUGCAGCAGGGUCACGUCAAGGAGUGGGUGCGCCAAGUGAAGCGCUACGUCGACCAUAGUUUGCUCCGCUUCCUGGUGCAGCGCAAGCGCGAGGUGUCCUUCGCGGUGCCCGCCAAGUGUUCUUUGUUUCCGCCGUUGCCCAUCACUGAUGCUGCCUCUGGCGCAAGCCUCAGUUCGUUUCGCGAGGUCAUGGACUAUGGCAACCUGGUUGCGAGCUUCUCCCGCACCAAGGAGUGCGAGGCAGCGGGGGCGGUGUGGAUGUUGGACCCGAUUUGCUCGGACAUCGACGACAUCACCGUGGGCCAGCUCGAGGGUGCCAUGAGCGCGUGGUCGGAGGAGGCGUACCCCCUCUCCUCCAAGCACGCGCCCUCGCGGCGCCUCUCCUUCGACGUGCCUCUCCCCGCCUUGGUGGUCGACGUCGAGGUCGCCCAGCGGCUUGGGCCUAACAUGCCUGGAGUUUGCUCGACAGAGGCUCUGACCAUGCUCGCGGGGCGCGCGGUGGUCACCACGCGGCGUGCUGCUAUGAGCGAGGAGGCACUCCAGCAGUCCAGCGAAGACCGCGCGUGGCAUCUGUUCAAUGCCGCGUUGUCCGUGCCCAUCAGGAUGCGCCUGCUGCCUGAUGGCGACGCGACCCACUUGGCCGCUCUGACAUUUUCAGAGAAGAUGUUCUCUGCGUGUGCUGCCUCUGGCGCUGAGUCCUCCUGGCGGUUCGCAGAAACAGCGUGCCGCUUGACCGGCGUGGAGAACUGUUUCGCCAAACAGGAACCAGCGUCGAAGCUGGAGGCUGCGCUGAAGGCCCACGGCCUCCAGUUCAAAGGAAAAGCGCGCACCGCUGCAACCGCCGCGGCGCUGAAAAGUCUGCGCCCUUUCGUCCUCGACGGCGCCUGCAAUUCGGCUCUCGCGCUGGCCGAAGUGCAUUUCCCAGAGCUUCGCGAACCUACGCUUCUCAUGAGGAUCGGCUUCGCCUGCUCCACGAGGGCUGUCUCUGACGCCAAGGCCAGGGAAUUGUUCGUUUUCAGCAUGAACAGUUUCCGCGGCGAGAAACUGUCCGUGGGCCGGGCCAUCGGGCGCGAUGGGAAGACGCCAGCGAUGCUCCACGCGCUCUUCAAGAUGAAGGAACUCGUCGAGUACAUCUUCCACGAGGCGUCUCUCAUGAACAAGGAAGCGGGGGGCGACAUGGCGGCGUUCAAGACGCCUCUCCACAUCCUUCAGAAGUUCGCCGCCCCUGGCGCGGAUGGGCCCACAUUGUUUGCGCCCCGCGUGGCUGAGCAUCGGAACACCGUGGAUGUCAAGACGAAGGCGAUGAUCGACGUCGCGCGGCCUCUGUGGUCGAGCGCUUUCGACGACGAAAUUGCCGAGCUUGCCCAGCAGGAGUUGCAGAACAGCACCACUGGGUUCGUCCGGCACACGUACCUCACCGAGACCAGCCAGGGCGUUGGUGCCAAGCGCUGCGCCUUCGUGGCCGCGUGCACGGCUGGAUGCAAAUCUCGGCUUGUUGGGAUGUCCGAGCUCGGGGACGAGCAAAAGGAAGAGCUCCAGAAGCUCCAGGGGCAGCUCAGGCAGCUCCGCAGGAAAACUGUGAAGUUCGUCAGUUUGCCGUCUGUCGGCGCUGCCUCUGGCGCGGAGUACGCAGUGGCGCAGAUGCAGAGCUUGCGGGGCGCGCUCAGCCUCGGGCACCGCUUCGGGAGGAAGAAGAACGACGUUCGCGCGUUCAUCCUCUCGGCGGAGCUGUUCCCGCCCAACGUCGUCAAGCAAGGCGGCAAGGCGAGGAUGAGCGAGCAGAUGGCGUGUGACGAGGCGAAGCAGAAUGAUGAUAUCCUCAUCUUCCUCGACGGCAGGAGCCGCGCGAACCGCAGGGUCAUUGAGUCGUUCGAGACGAAGUUGGAGUCAGGAGGCUCCCACGCGUACGUCGAGGCGUCGAGCUACACGAAGAACAACAGGGAGACGGCCAUUUUCUCGAUGCCACUCAAGGGCCCGCGGAAAGUGGUGCACCGUGCGGAGUCCAGCGCGUGCGGCGAGUCCUCGACCGCAGACGCGUCAUACAGCGGUAUCCCAAUGCGGCGCCUCCCCGAGCUCCCUCGCAUGGACCACGAGACGAAGGCGAGCAUCUUGGGAGUUGCAUCUUGCGCUAGCGUUGACGGGGGGCAUCCGCGCCUGCAGGGAGACAUCGACUCGAAGGGCCGCCCGUUCUCGCACAGCGAGGUGAAGCCGCUCCUCUUGUGGCAGACUCUCGUGGAGCACCACAAAGUGACCCACGUCGUGGACUUCACUCCAGGUUCCGGCGCUUCGGCUGUUGCUGCCUUUGGCGCAAUGGAGUACGAAGGCAUCGCUGCCAACGAUGCGCACCGGGACUGGCUCGACUCCAUCGUGGACAGGUGCGCGAUGUAUAAGGCGGGCCACGACGAGGGGUACGCGGAGCAAUUGGGCGGCGACGCCGAGUUCGUCGAGAAAGCCGGCAAGAUUUCAGCGGAGCCAUGA